Molecule: messenger RNA, 1059 nt
Organism: Oncorhynchus masou masou (cherry salmon)
Lineage: Eukaryota; Metazoa; Chordata; Actinopteri; Salmoniformes; Salmonidae
Product: green-sensitive opsin-like
Exons: 6
Coding region: 1-1059 (352 amino acids)
Biological process (GO): visual perception; cellular response to light stimulus; phototransduction
Cellular component (GO): plasma membrane; photoreceptor outer segment
Molecular function (GO): G protein-coupled photoreceptor activity
Source: RefSeq, a predicted model, not a curated record
AUGGCAUAUGAGGGUGCAAUGCAGAACGGCACGGAAGGAAGCAACUUCUACAUCCCCAUGUCCAACCGGACUGGGCUUGUAAGGAGUCCUUUUCUAUACCAACAGUACUACUUGGCGCCUCCAUGGCAAUACUAUUGUCUUGCUGUCUAUGUAUUCUUCCUGAUCUGUUUUGGGUUCCCCAUCAACGGUCUGACCCUGUAUGUCACAGCCACAAACAAGAAGCUCCGGCAACCCCUUAACUUCAUCCUGGUCAACUUGGCUGCAGCUGGAAUGAUAAUGGUCCUCUUUGGAUUCACCAUCACCAUCACAUCUGCUAUUAACGGCUACUUCAUCUUUGGGCCAAUGGGCUGUGCUAUUGAGGGCUUCAUGGCUACACUUGGAGGUGAGGUUGCCCUGUGGUCUCUGGUAGUGCUGGCUGUCGAGAGAUACAUUGUGGUCUGCAAGCCCAUGGGAAGCUUCACGUUCACUGCCACCCAUGCUGGUGCUGGUGUGGCAUUCACCUGGAUAGCUGCUCUGGCUUGUGCUGCUCCCCCACUUGUUGGCUGGUCCAGGUACAUCCCAGAGGGCAUGCAAUGCUCGUGUGGACCUGACUACUACACCUUAGCCGAAGGCUUCAACAAUGAAUCAUAUGUGAUCUACAUGUUCUCCUGCCACUUCAUCAUCCCAGUCUGUAUGAUCGCCUUCACUUAUGGAAGCCUGGUCCUCACAGUCAAGGCGGCUGCAGCUUCCCAGCAGGACUCAGCAUCUACCCAGAAAGCUGAGAAGGAAGUGACACGUAUGUGUGUCCUGAUGGUUUGUGGUUUCAUGAUCGCCUGGACCCCCUAUGCCAGCCUUGCUGCUUACAUCUUCUUCAACAAAGGAAUUGCCUUCAGUGCCCAGUCCAUGGCUAUACCUGCCUUCUUCUCCAAGAGCUCAGCUUUGUUCAACCCCAUUAUUUAUGUUCUGAUGAACAAACAGUUCCGUGGCUGCAUGCUGGCCACUGUAGGGAUGAAAGCAGAAGAAGAUGAGACGUCUGUGUCAACAAGCAAGACAGAAGUUUCUUCUGUGGGACCUGCAUAG